ACACAGCUUCACGCGAGGCUUCCUGUAAGCCUCAGACACAGGCUGUGGUUACAAGUGGAAAAUGUCACUGGGCACUCACAGAAGAGAGAGGGGCGCGAGUGAGGAGACAGAAGGAUGAGCAACAGAGAGCGAGAGAGAGAGAGUUGCACAAGUGAGUGAGAUAGUGAUGUGCGAGUAGAAAAAACAGAGGGACAGAAAGAGACAGAAGAAAAAGGGCAUCUUUUAAACUCGUCUGUCCAGCAGAGGAGAGGAGAAUGUGGUUCCUCUCAGAGACCCCCCUGCUACCCUAACUGACCCGACGCUCAUGAGUCCUAUUGUGGUCAAGGCUAUGGAGAUCCUGGUGUCCUCAUACGUUCUGCUGGUUCUGGCUUCAGUGCACGCAGCCCAAUCUCACAAAGGCUCGCAAGGACUGUCCUGCGUAAAUGACUUUGUCAACAAUGUCAGCUGUACAUGGGACAGCUCUCCAGUGGCUCCUGGUGUGGACUGCUGGAUCGUUGGUGUGAAGACAACCUGGAUCUCUGAGAACAACCAGAAACUACGCGUAAAAAUGAGUCGAAGCUGCAAGCUAAAACAACACAGAAACUCUCCUCCAGGCUGCAGUUUUGUCUUUGAAAAUGAAGAAUUCAACAGUUUUUCAGACAUGCCCUACAUCAGCAUGCAGUGUAACGGGACGUUGGUGGAGAACAUCACAAACUAUUCACCAUACAAUCACAUCAAAAUGCAUCCUCCAGGAGUUCCCAAUGUCAGCAGUACUGCCAAUGAGACCAGGAUAUCAUGGAGUCAAGACAGUCGUCGCUCUCACUUCUUCACAUCCUUUGAUUUCGAAGUUCAGAUCAAAGAGAAAAAACAGACGUGGAACGAGGCCAGAACUUUGUACACACAAGAAGAAGAGCUUAGGAUAUCUGCUUUGAAACUAAAGGGUCACCACGAGGUCAGGGUGCGAGUCAAACCCACUGAACCAGCCAUUUGCCACUGGAGCAACUGGAGUCCAACAACAGCCUGGGUGGGAGCGACAGACAUGGUGGAAACAUCACAGGAUCAUGACUGGCUUCUGUUUUGGACAUCAUUGGUAAUAUGCGGAGUGAUGUUGAGCUUGGGUCUCAUCACUGUAAUGCUGGUCGUUUACAGGAGUUGUUCAAGCAGGGGGCUCCUCAAAGGGAAGCCAGUACCAAACCCUUCAAAAUACUUCCACUCUGUCCACGGAGGAAAUCUAAAGAAAUGGCUGAAGCCUCUGCCAGCUUCUGAGUCGUUCUUCGUGGCCCAGCCAUGCGACCGCAUCUCCCCGGUUGAGUUGUGCGAAAGCUGGGAUGUGGUCCCCUCCACCUCUCCCUCCUCCAGCACCACCAGCGCCCUGCUUCACUUCAGGAGCUACCCCUCGGCUAGCUCAGCCACCAGCAGGGAUGUUGACCAUUCCUCCUACUCUUCAUCCUGCUUUUCUAACAAGGGCUACUUCAUGUCCACCUCCUCCGGGAGCUCAGCUCGAUCUGACCCCAAUCCUGCCUACUUCACCUAUCAUGAUGAUUUCUACAAUCUGCACAACAGCCACAACCUUCACGUCUCCCUCUGCCCUUCGUUGGACACCUCUCAGACCUAUGAGAGCUUGAAGAGGGAGCCGCAGAGCCCAGACUCUGGCUUUGGCCUCGGAAAGGAAGAUGAAGAAGGCGAGGACGAUAAAAUGGUCGUGGAUGUGGAAGGGAAAGAGGUUUCGAACGAUCACCAUAGCCCUCCUCUUUUCAUUCUCCCUUUCCAUCUUCCUUCCCGGAUGUGCCCCCCCUCCUCUGCUCCACCCCCUCCUAACGCUCCCAGUUUAACUCCGAUACCCUCUGAUAGCGAACAGGAAGAUGUACCUUUGGUGGCUAGUAGUGGCAGCUACGCCGCCUGGCCUAUGGCUGAUGCCAUGUGCAGGUCUUCCUCCAUGCCUGUGGAGCCCUGUAAAACAGGGUAUCUGACCCUCAAAGAGCUCCAGACAACAUUCAGCAAUAAAUCAAUCUAAAAACGUACCUGGAAUAAUCCCCGUGCGAUCAUUUUAAAAUGGAAUGUGUUUGCAUCACUAGCGACCCGACUGUUUAUUCUAAUCUGAUUGCGAAAGUGAGUAUCUCUGACUCAAGAGCGUUUUGACAAAGAAAAAGAAAUGCAUUCAUGCAAAUUCAAUGAUUUUCAUGCUUCAAACCUGCAGUGAUUCGUCAGUUGGUCACAUGGGGGCAGCAGAACAAGACUGAGCUAUAUUAGCAUUCCUUUUGAGUCGUGUUUCUGGCCACUUGAUUAAUGUAAAUCCGAUAUUAAUUCUCUUUUUUGUUGCAUUUUUGCUGAAAAAAACAAACAAAGUUAAUAAGAGCGGUGAGAGUGAACCAAAACAGUAAAGUUGUGGAGCGGGAAAUCUGCAGGGUCGGGUGGUAAUUCAGUGCUGGUACAACGCAAUAAAGGACCCCUUUCACAUUACACAUGGUCUUUUGAUCAAGAAAAAAAUGAUUGGAGCAGCUUUUAAAUGAACUUAUACAAACUGACAUUGUUCUGUCAUUGUUGCUAUAUUCACUCCAAAUCAACAUUUGAUUGACUUUGCUUACUAAGAACAAUAGUUGUACAGGAAUUUGUCUUCAUGAGAUUGGUGUAAAUGAAGAAGUUCCGAGGGACGGUCAGGCACAGAAGGUUCAAGAACAACCUGACUUUAAAAGAACAACGUGGCUUUGAAGCCAAUGUGAAGGGAUAGAGCCAGACAUAUGAAGGUGAGUAAAAAUCAACCAGUUGGGCGCCUGGGUAGCUCACCUGGUAGUGCAUGCGCCCAUAUACAGUACAGAGGCUCAGUCCUUGGCGUGGCAGCCGCAGGUUCGAUAUGGACCUGUGGCCCUUUACUGCAUGUCAUUCGCCCUCUCUCUACGCUUUCAUAUCUAAGCUGUCCUGUAAAGUAAAAAAAUAAGGCCUAAAAUGCCAAAAGAAAUAAUCUUAAAAAAAAAGAAAUCUACCAAUUGUGUAUACUGUUGCAGAAUGGUGUACGGUACCUAAUUGUUGACUAUACGUUGAAAGUUUUUUUCAAUUGGCUUUAUUUGCAUUAGUGUUUAAAUACAUAUUAAACAUUGCACGAAGCAGAGCGUGAAAGUAGACAUUACUUUAAACUAAAUGCUACUGUCUGUUAUUAAUGACUGACACAGUUUUGUUGUUUGCUUUUUAUUACUUUAACUUAAAUCUUACUUUAGACAUUACAUUGUAAGAGCUCUUUAAAUCUACUAAUAUUAUCGCAAAAUAAAAAAUUCUUCAUUCCUGCAGGCAGAUCUGGGAUUUUUUUUAAGCAGUGAAACGUGAUUUAAAUGUGUUUUGAUUAUGUAAAUAAAUAAUAAAAAUAAAUUACUUUUAAUAAAGAAUGUAUGAGCAUCCCUUUAGAGUCGCAUCGUGCAAAAAGAUAUAUUUGUAGAAUAUGACAUCUGUAAUGGUUCGCAUGACUCAAGCUGUUGAAUACAUUAAAUUAAUAGAUUUUAGUCUGUACUGAUCUACUGUCAAAAUGAAAGGCAGCUGGUUUGUCAUUUGUUUGUACAUCUUUAUAAAGGAUUUCAUGCUGUUUAAGAUAUCAAAUCAACUCCUAAUUAAUCAUCAUUAAUCAUGUUUCCACCUGGUAAAGUUUACUAUCUACAAUAAAAAAAAAAAUCUUUGUGUAAACAAGCAUUGGUAUCAUAUUUAUUAGAUUGCUAUUUCUAGAUUCAUGUAACUCAUUGAGGUCAGUGGUAAAUGCUGCUGCUCUUGUCGCCACACAUGCAGUUUAUUUCCGUUGCACUCAGUGACAUCUGCGCAGAGACCAAACAAAAUAAAACUUCUGGUAAA
Perca flavescens (yellow perch) is the source of this 3810-nucleotide messenger RNA. It is a transcript of the gene il2rb, whose product is annotated as interleukin 2 receptor, beta. Gene Ontology annotation, biological process: immunoglobulin mediated immune response; cytokine-mediated signaling pathway. The transcript is spliced from 10 exons. Gene Ontology annotation, molecular function: cytokine receptor activity; protein binding. Gene Ontology annotation, cellular component: membrane; external side of plasma membrane. The record is from RefSeq and is a predicted model, not a curated record. The coding region runs from base 305 to 1993 and encodes 562 amino acids. NCBI's taxonomy places the organism in Eukaryota, Metazoa, Chordata, Actinopteri, Perciformes, Percidae.